This is a messenger RNA of Penicillium brevicompactum, 1437 nucleotides long. RefSeq lists its product as uncharacterized. The coding region runs from base 1 to 1437 and encodes 478 amino acids. NCBI's taxonomy places the organism in Eukaryota, Fungi, Ascomycota, Eurotiomycetes, Eurotiales, Aspergillaceae. Gene Ontology annotation, cellular component: membrane. Gene Ontology annotation, molecular function: transmembrane transporter activity. Gene Ontology annotation, biological process: transmembrane transport. The transcript is spliced from 7 exons. The record is from RefSeq and is a predicted model, not a curated record.
AUGGCCGAAAAGUACGUGCAGGAUGAGGAACGGGCUUCAUCAGAGCCCGACAGCUCGGAUAUGUUUGACCCGUCCCUUGAAGCGCGGGAGAAGGCCUUGGUCCGGAAACAGGAUCUGAGGAUCGUUCCCUUGUGCGCUGCGAUCUACCUCCUAUGUUAUCUUGAUCGUUCAAACAUUGGCAAGCUCACUGGAAAUGCCAAAAUUCUCAACUCAGAUACCGGCAAUGACAUGCUAACGGAGACCAACAUGACUUCGUUUCAGUUCACAAUUGCGUUGAUGGUAUUUUUGAUUGCGUAUGCUUUGUUUGAAGUUCCUUCAAAUUAUUUUCUGAAAAAGCUUCGACCUAGUCGCUGGAUCGCAUUCCUCAUGCUCUCAUGGGGCGCAACGACAAUGGGUCUCGGGGGUGCUCACAGCUAUGCACAAGUCACAGGGCUGCGCUUCCUACUUGGAGUGAUGGAGGCAGGUCUUUUCCCGGGAUUUGUUUACUACCUAACAUUCUGGUACCGCAACUCAGAGAGAUCUAUACGGGUUGCUUUGAUUCUCGCAUCAGCAACCUUAGCCGGUGCGUUUGGCGGCGCGAUUGCCUUCGGAGUUGGCCAUAUGAAUGGCGCCCACGGUCUAUCUGCAUGGAGAUGGCUGUUCAUCAUUGAAGGCGCGCCAUCAUGUGCAUCCGCCUUUUUGGUCUGGUUUCUACUUCCAGAUUAUCCUGAAACAGCCAACUGGCUCACCAUCGAAGAGAAGGAGCUUGCCGCUCAGCGUUUGGCGCUGGAGGGCUCCAAGGGUUCUGCACAUGCCAUGUCUUGGAAAGAUGCCAAGGAGACACUGACUGAUUGGAGACUGUAUGCUCAUUAUGCAGUGUAUUUUGGAAUCUCAACACCCUUCUCCAGUCUGUCGUUAUUCACUCCGGCUAUCACUUCAGGUCUGGGGUACUCUAAUCUUCGCGCACAGUUGAUGACUGUGCCUCCAUAUGCAGUCGCAUAUGUGGUUACUAUAACUGUGGCAUGGUCCGCGGACCAUUUCAACAGUCGAGGUCUGCACUCGGCUGUGUUUUCAUUCAUCGGCGCAAUGGGGUUCCUGGCUUCUGCCGUUCUCCCUGCUAGCUCCUACCUGAGCCGCUACGGAUGUCUCAUUGUUGCAGCUAGUGGAUCCUUUGCUUGCAUACCGCCAUUGCUAGGAUGGCUAUCGUCCAACAUCCGCUCAACAGCAGGUGCAGGUCUAGCGAUCGCUUUGAACGUAUCAUUUGGCGCUCCUGGCCAGAUUGUUGGCGUAUGGAUUUAUAAGAGCAACGAGGCAAAGAUUGGGUAUCCCACAGGUCAUUGGACAAAUGCAGCUCUGCUAUUGUUUGUGACUGCUGGUUGCAUUCUCCUCAGACUCUAUUAUAGAUGGCGGAACGUUCGCGGAGAGGGAGCCCGUGACGGGAAAGCAUUUGCAUACUAG